Molecule: messenger RNA, 1718 nt
Organism: Cyprinodon variegatus (sheepshead minnow)
Lineage: Eukaryota; Metazoa; Chordata; Actinopteri; Cyprinodontiformes; Cyprinodontidae
Gene: ctsba
Product: cathepsin B-like
Exons: 11
Coding region: 152-1159 (335 amino acids)
Biological process (GO): regulation of catalytic activity
Cellular component (GO): lysosome
Molecular function (GO): cysteine-type endopeptidase activity
Source: RefSeq, a predicted model, not a curated record
UCAGCAGGAUCACAUGAGCUGCGUUCAUGUGACUGAUCCACGUGCUCUCAGGGAUAAAUAGGAGCAGAGCCUCGAUCAACAGCAGCCAGGCGAAGGGUGGAAGGUGUUACUGAGAGAAGACACAUCCAGAACCCGGACAACAAACGACAGAAUGCGGUUUGCAGUUAUUCUGGCACUGGCUGCCAGCUUGUCUGUGAGCCUGGCCAAACCCCGCAUCCAUGCUCUGUCCAACGAUAUGGUCAACUACAUCAAUAAGCUUAAUUCAACCUGGAAGGCUGGCCACAACUUCCGUGAUGUUGACUAUGGUUAUGUCAAGAACCUCUGCGGUACUCUGCUUAAGGGACCUAAGCUCCCUGUCAUGGUUCGAAGCUCAGGAUACAUGAAGCUGCCAAAAGAAUUUGAUGCCAGAGAGCAAUGGCCCAACUGUCCCACUCUGAAGGAGAUCAGAGACCAGGGCUCCUGUGGAUCCUGCUGGGCAUUUGGUGCAGCAGAGGCCAUCUCUGACCGGAUCUGCAUUCACACCAAAGGCAAAGUCAACAAGGAGAUCUCUGCUGAGGAUCUGCUCACCUGCUGUGGCAGCUGUGGUAUGGGAUGUAAUGGUGGUUACCCAUCAGAGGCUUGGGACUUCUGGACCAAAGAAGGACUGGUGACCGGAGGCCUCUAUAACUCUCAUAUUGGUUGCCGUCCCUACACUAUCGAACCCUGUGAGCAUCAUGUGAAUGGCAGCAGACCUCCCUGCACCGGGGAGGGCGGGGAUACGCCUAAAUGUAUCUCAGAGUGCGAAGCUGGAUACACACCAAGCUAUAAAGAGGACAAACACUAUGGUCAAACUGCUUAUGGUGUGCCAGCACUGGAGGAUGAGAUCAAAUCUGAGAUUUACAAAAACGGACCAGUAGAGGGAGCCUUUUUAGUCUAUGAAGACUUUCCUUCCUACAAGUCUGGUGUGUAUCAGCAUGUGUCAGGCUCUGAGUUAGGCGGACACGCCAUAAAGAUCCUUGGUUGGGGAGAGGAGAACGGUGUACCUUACUGGCUCUGUGCAAACUCCUGGAACACAGACUGGGGUGAUAAUGGGUUCUUUAAAAUCCUCCGUGGAUCGGAUCACUGCGGUAUUGAGUCUGAGAUUGUGGCUGGAAUCCCUAAAGAAAGGCAAAGGUUUUAAGCUGCUUCGCCACCAGAGGGCGACAAUCUCCUCUCAACAAGAAGUGAACAGAAAUUGCAGCUUAAUAGUUGACAUCUGAAGGAGGGGAAAUUCAAGCACCUUCAGUUUUUAAGUGAAUUAUCAGACGGAAGAAAGACGCCCUCUUCCUACACACCAUUUACUCCUGUUUGAUGCCACUUGUAGACAAAGAUGUUUACAGGUCUGUUUUAGGACGCUCCCAUUUUAUUUUUUUAAUUGUUUUGAGAAAAUGUUGCAUUAGAAAGUGGAAUGGGUUUGAUGCUGUCACAGCUUUUGUUUUUCUACUGCUUGAAAUGAACUGUUUAAAAUCACCCUAAUGAGCUGAGGUACUGUAUAAUUCAUGUGAUCAUGCAGUAAUUCCUUGUUGCUUUUGAAUGACCAACUAUACUCCACUACUAAAUAUCAGAAUGUACUGUGUGUAACGGCUGGAAUUGUUUUUAAGCCUUUUUCUAUGUAGCUUGAAAUGAGAUGGAUUUUGUUUUUACUGCCAAUUAUGAUCAAAUGUUAACCAAAAUAAAAUAAAUCUUUGUUUGGCAAUGUG